Vicugna pacos (alpaca) is the source of this 3259-nucleotide messenger RNA. The record is from RefSeq and is a predicted model, not a curated record. NCBI's taxonomy places the organism in Eukaryota, Metazoa, Chordata, Mammalia, Artiodactyla, Camelidae.
CGAGCGCCGAGAGGGCGAGUCCGCGCUGGUGGCGCUGGGUCGGCCUCCCCGCUAGGCGCCGCGGUCCCGGGCACAGGUGCCGGAGCCGGCGGUGACCCAUGGGCCUGGGCGCCAUCUGAGACUGCGGGCGGUGCCGAGGGCUUCCACCUGCACGGGGUGCAGGAGAACUCCCCUGCCCAGCAGGCAGGCCUGGAGCCCUACUUCGACUUCAUCAUCACCAUCGGGCACUUGCGGCUGAACAAGGAGAAUGACAUGCUCAAGGCCCUGCUGAAGGCCAACGUGGAGAAGCCCGUGAAGCUGGAGGUGUUCAACAUGAAGACUAUGAAGGUGCGCGAGGUGGAGGUGGUGCCCAGCAACAUGUGGGGCGGCCAGGGCCUGCUGGGCGCCAGCGUGCGCUUCUGCAGCUUCCGCAGGGCCAGCGAGCACGUGUGGCACGUGCUGGAUGUGGAACCCUCUUCGCCUGCCUCCCUUGCCGGCCUGCGCCCCUACACAGACUAUGUGAUUGGCUCAGACCAGAUCCUACAGGAGUCUGAGGACUUCUUCUCGCUCAUCGAGUCCCACGAGGGGAAGCCCUUGAAGCUGAUGAUUUAUAACUCCGAGUCCGACUCCUGCCGGGAGGUGACUGUCACUCCCAAUGCAGCCUGGGGUGGAGAGGGCAGUCUGGGGUGCGGUAUUGGCUACGGGUAUCUGCACCGGAUCCCAACCCAGCCCCCAAGCUACCACAAGAAGCCAACUGGCGCCCCGCCACCUGGUGCCCCGCCACCUGGGACCCAACCACCUGGGACCCAACCACCUGGGACCCCACCACCUGGACCCACCCCGCAGGACUCUCCUGCCCCUCCUGGCCUGGAGGCAGGCUCCAAGCAGGGUGACUACGUAGAGGCCCUACUGCAGGCACCUGGUUCCUCCAUGGAGGAACAGCUUCCUGGGCCUGAGAGUCCCAGCCAUGGUGCUCUAGACCUUGGCGAUCUUGCAUGUUCCAUGGAGAUUCCUCUCCAGCCUCCACCUCCAGUGCAGAGAGUCAUGGACCCAGGCUUCCUGGACGUGUCGGGCAUCUCCCUCUUGGACAGCAGCAACACCAGCGUCUGGCCCAGCCUGCCCUCCUCCACAGAACUGACCUCCACAGCGGUCUCAGCCUCAGGCCCGGAGGACGUCUGCUCCAGCAGCGGUUCUCACGAGCGUGGCGGUGAGGCCACAUGGUCUGGGUCAGAGUUUGAGGUCUCCUUCCCAGACAGCCCAGGUGCCCAGGUGCCGCCGGACCACCUGCCUCAGCUGACACUUCCCGACAGCCUCACCUCUGCAGCCUCACCAGAAGACGGGCUGUCUGCCGAGCUGCUCGAAGCUCAGGCUGAGGAGGAGCCCGCACGCACAGAGAGCCCAGAUUCUGUGGCAGAGGCUGAGGGGGCAGCCAGCCAGGCCCAGCUCUCCACCCCUCAAUGAUACCCUGCACUGUGACAUGGUGGGCUUUAAUGGCAUUUCAUGAGGCCUGGCAGCAGGGACACAGCUCAGGCCACACUGUGCGGCCCAGCCCCCUGCAUUAAGCUCCCCAGGCUGCGGCUCCGAGGCCGUGCAGGGGCUGCUGCUGGCAGGGGGUUUGUGUCCACUCAGACUCUACUGGUCUCCAGCAGAUGACCUCCCAGCAUUAUUUUGCCUGAUGGUCCUGGCUUUGGGGUAUUGGGCACUUGUUUGAGAAUCUCAAACAAGUGCUUUUGGGGUGCUAGAGGGCUGGGAGCAACUCCCAGAGUAAGUUAGUUUUCUAGGAGCUAGGGUAGGAAAGGAUUCUUUGUGCUUGGGUGGGGCAUGGAGCCUCAGUGGGAGAGUAAGAGCCUUGAGGAAGGGCAUCUUUUGGCCAUGGACCCUCAGGUCCAGUGCUUGCUCCUGCUCAGUCACUAUGGCUGCAUGGGAGGUGGCAGAGUCCAGGCUGGACCAGGUGUGAAGAUGGGGUAAGGGAGGAAGGGGUUGGUGUGGGGUGUUUGCCUGGUUGCUUUGUAGGGCUUGCCUUGAUUCUUCCUAUGUAGCUCAGCAAGCCUGAGCUGUAAUGGAAGGCACUCCCAAGCCCUGCGAACCUCUGAGGCCCCAUCCCUCCGCUACACUGCACAGUUGGCUCACGCUGACUGCAGAUUCCAGUUGCGGUUGGAGGAGAAAACUUGCCAACGUCUCCUGAGGGAGGAGGGCUGGAAAUUCUAGGCCCUUUAGCAGAGACUCACCUGCGCCUGGACUGCAAUGCUGCUUCUUCCCCAGGGCUUGCAUCCCUCAGACCUAGUAUCCCCAGCUGUGAUUCCUGUCUGCUCCCAAACUUGGUUGUAACCAUCUAUUCUAAAUAUACAAGUCAGCCAGCCAGCCCCAGUGGUGAAUAAAAGUUACAAAUUUAAGUUCCCCAUCCUAAGCAGACUCUCAAAGCCAGUCCUCCUGACAGGGCCUCUUUACAAAGAACUCCUACCCCAAAGGGGACGCAGGGCCUGGACAAGAGUGGGUGAAAGCACUUUCUCACAGCAAUGGGGAAGCCUUUCCCUUCACCUCCGGUGCUGCGGAAAGCUAAGAUUAGGUUGGGUCUUCUGCUCUGCCUGGUUCCUGCAGGAAGAGGAGGCUCCAACCAAGGAUGGCCCCUCACCAGAGUCCUCUCCUCUCUGGCUAGAGUCCCUCACCAUCCCACACCUUGCUGAUUAUCAUGAAAGCUGCCCUUGGCCUUGCCUUCUAGCCUUGGCCCAGUCAAAUGUCCCAACUUUACCAGUUGUUUUGGAAUGUCUACACUUACAGGGAAUUCAGAGCUCUGUUAGGCUCAUAGGACAAGGACUGCUGUGGGGGGCAAAGACCAAGUAUAUGGAAGGAGGGCACCAAAUCAGCCAACACUUCAAGUUUCUAGCACUGUGACUGCAUUUAAAAAGCAAGCCUUUGUCAAGUCUACCAGAGCAGCUGAUAAGCCUGCAGAACAGAGAGGCAUUGUGUCCAAGCCAGUGCCGGAGCCUGGUUCCUGGAUUGUCUGGGAGCCCGGUGUCUGCCUGCAGGAAUCCAGGAAGCAGAAUGGAAUCCACGGUACUGUUCUGAGGCCAGCUUCCCUGACCCAGAGUCACUCUCCCCCAAGAGACCUGGUUCUUUCCUCCCUCACUUUUACACCCGCCCUUCCCUAAAUUGGGGGAUAAAAUGGAUACCAAUGCUAAUUAUUUCCAGGGUAAACCAGAAGUUUCUUACUUUCUCUGUAACCUGCUAUGAAGGAAAAUGACAAAUGAAAAAAUAAAUAAAUGUGUACUACACUCUGAAA